Molecule: messenger RNA, 2985 nt
Organism: Osmia lignaria (orchard mason bee)
Lineage: Eukaryota; Metazoa; Arthropoda; Insecta; Hymenoptera; Megachilidae
Gene: Nt5b
Product: 5' nucleotidase B
Molecular function (GO): 5'-nucleotidase activity
Source: RefSeq, a predicted model, not a curated record
UGCUCAUUACAUCGUUGUCGUUCGCGUUGGUCAGUUAACGAAACAAAAUAUUUUCGAUCUUUCCCGGUUAAUAGUGAUUAAUCCUCUAAGAAUAAUUUCGCAACUGGUCCGUGAUGAAUCGUCAGAAUCCAAAUCUGCUGGUUACGUCGCCAAACAAGACUGCUCUUCCUUGGCCAGUAACCAGCAUUCGAAUGUUCUGGAGCAGGGUGCAAAGUCCGUUUUCCGGAUGAGUUGAACAUCUUCCACGAGGAGUCGUAUCAUCAGUCGAUGUUCAACUUCCCUUUAGAUACCGGGAUGAGAAUGACCAGAAACGAACUUAGCAAACAAUACUUGGAUAGCUACAAUGAGGUCAACUACGGCAUAAGAACAGACAAACGUGAAUUAGGUCACAGAAUUUUUGUCAACCGUAGUCUUCAUUUAGAGAAUAUCAAAUUCUAUGGCUUCGAUAUGGAUUACACGUUGGCGGAGUAUAAGUCGCCGCAGUACGAGCAACUGGGUUUCACGUUAUUGAAGGACCGUCUUGUAUCUCUGGGAUACCCGCAAGAAAUCAAAGCGUUCGAAUACGAUCCAAGUUUUCCGGUACGAGGACUAUGGUUCGACACACUUUAUGGAAAUCUUCUUAAAGUGGACGCUUAUGGAAAUAUUCUGGUUUGCGUUCACGGCUUCGAGUUUUUGAAACAUUCGCAAGUAUACGAGCUUUAUCCAAACAAAUUUUUACAAUUGGACGAGUCCAGGGUAUACGUGCUCAAUACAUUGUUCAAUCUCCCUGAAACGUAUUUAUUAGCAUGUUUGAUAGACUUUUUCACGAAUUCGCCGCAAUACACCCGCGAAAAGACAGGGGUGAAAGAAGGUGAACUGACGAUGAGCUUCAAAAGUAUAUUUCAAGAUGUUAGGAACGCGGUGGACUGGAUCCACCUCCACGGUGAUCUUAAAUCAAAAACUAUUGAGAAUCUCGAUGAAUAUGUAAAGAAAGAUCAAAGGCUACCAAUGUUUUUGAAUAGGAUUAGAGAAAGCGGAGCGAAAGUGUUCCUUUUAACAAAUAGCGAUUACGUUUUUACUGAUAAGAUUAUGACUUAUCUAUUUGACUUUCCUCAUGGAGCAAAGUCUGAUGAACCCCACAGAAAUUGGAAAACUUAUUUUGAUACUAUCGUAGUAGAUGCUAGGAAACCAUUGUUCUUUGGUGAGGGUACAAUUCUAAGACAAGUAGAUACCAGAACUGGGGCUUUAAAGCUUGGAACACAUAAAGGACCACUUCAUACAGGUGAAGUUUAUUCUGGAGGUUCCUGUGAUGUUUUCACGGAACUGAUAGGCGCUAAAGGCAAGGACGUAUUAUAUAUUGGAGAUCAUAUAUUUGGUGAUAUUUUAAAGAGCAAGAAAAUUAGGGGUUGGAGGACGUUCUUAAUAGUACCUGAAUUGGUUCAAGAGCUUCAUGUUUGGACGGACAAAUGUCAAUUAUUUGCUGAGUUACAAAAUUUAGAUGUUAUGUUAGGAGAAAUGUACAAAAAUUUAGAUAGUAGCACAAAAGAGAAACCUGACAUUUCCAAAUUGCGGGCAUCGAUAAGAGACGUUACGCACAAAAUGGAUUUAUCAUACGGAAUGAUGGGUUCGUUAUUCCGUAGUGGUAGUAGACAAACAUUUUUCAGUAGUCAGCUAGUGAGGUACGCUGAUUUAUAUGCAGCAACUUUUUUAAAUCUCAUUUAUUAUCCAUUUUCAUACAUGUUUCGAGCUCCCGCCAUGUUGAUGCCCCAUGAGAGUACGGUAGCUCACGAACAAAGAUUUGUUAUGGAAACACCGAUGAUUAGUCGGUCACGAACUUUUAAGCUUAGCGAGGAAGAAGAAGAACAAAGUAAACCUCCUAAAACAUUGUACGUGGAUUGUCCCAACAGUCAAAUACCACAUGCAAGACCUGAAACUCCACGUAAUGUAACACAUACACACGAUGAAGAUUGUAGCGACGAAGAUAGCGAUUCCCAGAAACAAGCAAAUCAUGUAAGAUUAUGCCCAAGGAAUUCCAAUUGUAAUUGAAUUAUUUUUUAUGGUAACACUCUUUGACAGCUUAUUAAGAAUUAAAAGAUUUAGUACAAUUCUACCACAUGAUAGCUGUACUUAAAGAUUUUGAUGAAAUUCAUUAAAUUAUGUCGAUUAUUAUAUGCCAUUCCAAUAUUUUUUCAUACACGGAAUAAUAUUGUGAUUUUGCUAGUUGGUUGCUAUGUUUAAGAAUUUUUCUCAAAUUUAUUGAGCUUUUUUAUAAUUAGCAAGCUUCAUGUUUACAUAACAGCAAUAGAGAAAAAGUUCAUAAAUUCCUUCGUAUUAUUUUUAUCUUCAGAACGGUGUCCGUGAAAUAAAUAAUUCGGUAUGAAUAUAGUAUAUAGAUGUUAAUGUGUUGGAACUGAAUUUAUCGUCAUAUAGUAUGACUUGAAAAGUUGCAAAUUACGAAUUAUUGUAAAAUGCAUUGUAUAUUAGUUUGCACGUUAAUCUAUAUCUUGUUGACUCUGCUUCAUAUUUAUUUAAACGUAUGCUUAAAAUAAUAGAAGAUACAUUAAAAAAUUUAUAUACUCCUUUGUGAGUUCAUAAAUUAUUAUCAUGCUUCAAAGAAGUCGAUCAAGUGUAUAAUAUUAAACAUUGUUUUAUACUAGUAAUUAUUUUCUGAUAAAAAGUGAUAGACGUUCUAUCAAUAUUUUUCUUUGGUUGUGUUUUAGUUUUUGGUACAUAUGAUUCUCGCACAAUAAAUUUGGAAUUUAUAGAUAUUUGCAUUAUGCAAAAUAUGUUAAUAUCAAAUCAAACCUCUUCAAAUAUGUAUCAUAUGUUUUAUAGAUUUAAUCUUAUGAAACAUAAAUUCCCCAUAAAUUGAACGAGUAUAGUUAGUGUUACAGGCAUUGAAAAUACUGUAAGUUUGAUUAAUUAGGAUAGUCUUUUUACGCGAAACUUUAGCUUACUGAAAUUAUACGAAUAGGAUAGUAAAAUUCAAUGAACUAAUGAAAAUUA